AUGCAAACAAUUGUUGAUAAUUGGGCAGCUAUAUUAAUCAAAGGAAUUUUGUGGGAUGAUGCUGACGAGGAAAGCAUCCCAAGAGUAACGAUGAAUACAUGGGACCCAGAUGAUGUUAUGUUUGGAAGUCCAAUGCUUUUAGAUUCUCGUAAUAUUUAUUUACUUGAAUCAUAUUUAAUAUCAAAUGAUAUUGAAUGCCGUGUAAAUGAUAAUAUGUUAUAUGCAUUUUCAAAUCCAAUAUCAUCUUAUGAAAAUAGUUGGCAAACAAACGAUCUACAAACAGAUUCAAAUAUACAUUAUUAUAGAUCAACAAAUACUCAUGCUUUAAAUAUUUAUGAAGAUGGAGCUAUCAAUGGAAUGGAAGUGAAAAUUUUAGUCGUUUAUAAAACGGAUAAUGAUUUUAACGGUUUUAUUAAUUAA
Molecule: messenger RNA, 420 nt
Organism: Rotaria sp. Silwood2
Lineage: Eukaryota; Metazoa; Rotifera; Eurotatoria; Philodinida; Philodinidae
Source: the annotation of a GenBank genome assembly